Blumeria graminis f. sp. triticale is the source of this 96-nucleotide messenger RNA. The record is from the annotation of a GenBank genome assembly. NCBI's taxonomy places the organism in Eukaryota, Fungi, Ascomycota, Leotiomycetes, Helotiales, Erysiphaceae.
AUGCACCCCUCGCAUUCUUUGUUCACAAUCCGGGCAGCUAAGCACCUCACUCCUCCCCUACUGUGUUCUGAUUGUUUACUUGUCAUGCAUCAUUGA